Mucor mucedo is the source of this 1445-nucleotide messenger RNA. RefSeq lists its product as uncharacterized. Gene Ontology annotation, biological process: negative regulation of silent mating-type cassette heterochromatin formation; negative regulation of rDNA heterochromatin formation. The coding region runs from base 104 to 1354 and encodes 416 amino acids. The record is from RefSeq and is a predicted model, not a curated record. NCBI's taxonomy places the organism in Eukaryota, Fungi, Mucoromycota, Mucoromycetes, Mucorales, Mucoraceae. Gene Ontology annotation, cellular component: Rpd3L-Expanded complex; Rpd3L complex. The transcript has 5 exons.
CCUUCCACCCCUAUACAAGUUUUUUAUUAUUUUGUUGUCUUUUAUUAUUCCCACUGGACAAAAGAAUAAGAAAGAAUAGAUAAACUUGAAGCAUAAAGAAAACAUGACUGUGCAUAGAAGAGGAGGUCGACCCAGUACAAGUGUGAGCAAACGGAAACGACCACAACAACGCAGAAGAUCUGCAUCCACUUCUGAUGAAAAUAGUUCGGAUUCUGGCUCCAUUACUCGUUGUAUUUGUGGAGAAACUCACAAUUUAGGCCUUAUGGUUCAAUGCGAUAAAUGUGAAGUGUGGCAACAUUGUCGUUGUAUGGGUCUUGAACAACCCGAUAUACCAGACCAAUAUUACUGUGAACAGUGUAAGCCUGAAAACCACAAGACAACUCGUCUCUCGAAUGGAAGAUUAAAGCGAUAUUAUAAUGCACUUGGAGCGACUGUAGCACCAAAGAAACGAAUGACAUUAAAUAGUAGAGAGGCGUCUAUGUCACUGGAAGACGUUUUAGCUGCUCGAAGUGCCUUGGAAAUGUAUGAACAUCAUGAACCCUCCCAUUCUCCACCUCCUAUUAUCCCAGAGGAAGAAGAGGAACAUGAAGAGAAAGUGAUUGUGGAAGAGGAACGACCCGCACCACCUUCUUCUAAUGUGUCGUCGGUUGGACACGAUGAAUUACCCUGUACAGACUUAAUUGUACCAAUAACACGAAAGAAAGUCUACAAGAAACGACAAAAGGCUAAUGAAAGUAUACAAGGAACAGCAGUAGAAAAGGAAAGCGGAGAGAAAAAACGAACAUAUAAUCGAACGGCCAAACCAAAAAAGACACAUAAAGCGAGAUCACGUACAGGUACACCACAACCAGCAGAACAUACAACGUCAUUACCACCACCUUCAGAUGAAGAAGUUACACCCAAUGGAGAUACGAUUGCCACCAUGUUAUUCGAAUAUUUUUCACCCAAAAGUCGUGCUUCUUCACCACCGGCCAAGUGUCGUCAACCUAGCUCUCGCAUGAGUAUUUUGGAGAUGAACAGAAGAGCCAGUCAGAUCCUGGAAUAUAUCAGCUCGAUUCAAGUCGAAAUGGCAACUUUACAUGCUGGUCAUGCCAAAGAAGAAGAAGAGGACGAUGAUAAUGAUUCGCUAAGUAGUGCCAGUACGCUUCCGUUGGAAGAGACCAAGCAUGAGAAUCAGACUUCGAUGGAAAUUAUGGAUAUUUUGACCAGAAAACUCAUACAAUUUCAAAGAAGGUUUGGAUCAAGAAAUAGAGCCUUGUAUGAAGAAGCCAUGAUUGAAGGUGAAGGUCGAAUCACUCGUAGUCGGGAAGCAAGUGGUAAUGCAAACACCUAUCGCAACAUGAUUGCUCACUGAUACACCUUAUUCCCCACACACACACACACACACUCACACUCACACAUCCUUUUUCACCCAACCUCCUUGUACAUUCUCUCUUUACUGUAAA